This is a messenger RNA of Lachancea meyersii CBS 8951, 603 nucleotides long. NCBI's taxonomy places the organism in Eukaryota, Fungi, Ascomycota, Saccharomycetes, Saccharomycetales, Saccharomycetaceae. The record is from the annotation of a GenBank genome assembly.
AUGAAGAUAUACUACAUCGGUGUUUUGAGAAACACAACCGAAAAAGCGCUUGAGCUCACGUCCGUGAAGGAUUUAUCACAGUUUGGAUUCUUUGAAAGAAGCGGAGUGGCCCAGUUCAUGACAUUCUUCUCCGAAACCGUGGCUGCUAGAACCUCCGCUUGUCAGAGGCAAAGUAUUGAAGAGGGCAACUACAUUGGACACGUCUAUAGCAGAUCAGAAGGCUGCUGCGGUGUGCUUAUUACAGACAAAGAGUACCCUGUCAGACCGGCUUACACAUUGCUCAACAAGAUUUUGGACGAGUAUCUAAUCGCACAUCCACCUGUGGAGUGGAAGGACGCCACUGAGACCAACGACCGUUUGGCCCUAAAAGAAUUAGACAUAUACAUUGCAAAAUACCAGGAUCCUUCGCAAGCAGAUUCCAUCAUGCGAGUGCAGCAGGAACUGGAUGAAACCAAGAUUGUAUUACACAAAACAAUCGAGUCCGUCUUGCAAAGAGGUGAAAAGUUGGACAAUCUCGUCGACAAAUCCGAGAGUUUGUCUGCCAGCUCGCGCAUGUUUUACAAGCAAGCCAAAAAAACGAACUCGUGCUGUUUAAUUAUGUAA